Aspergillus welwitschiae is the source of this 2180-nucleotide messenger RNA. Its product is annotated as cytochrome P450. The record is from RefSeq and is a predicted model, not a curated record. Lineage: Eukaryota; Fungi; Ascomycota; Eurotiomycetes; Eurotiales; Aspergillaceae. Gene Ontology annotation, molecular function: monooxygenase activity; oxidoreductase activity, acting on paired donors, with incorporation or reduction of molecular oxygen; heme binding. The transcript is spliced from 3 exons. Bases 147 to 1871 code for a protein of 574 amino acids.
GAUCUUCCCAUCCACCACUCACUUUUCAUCCUUGACAAAAGAACUCCCCCCACUCAAUUCCGCUCUACACCCCAGAUAGCAGUACCUUCCUCAACCCCCCUCUCAAUUCCUCUCUGCUCUGGUCCAUUAUUCUACUGGCCAUCACCAUGAUUCUCGAAGCAUUGGGCUUGCUCGCCCUCGCCUACCUAGCAUGGAGCAUGGUGACGAUGGAAAUCAACUACCGUCGUGCUUCCAGCAUGGGGAUCCCCUUGGUGCGCCUCUAUAUCGACCCUCAAAAUGUCCUCUGGAUGGUCUUCGAACCCAUUAUCUGGCCCUGGCUGAACAAACUCCCUAUCAAUUGGCGCAAUUACAGCUUCGGUCGCUACUCGCGCCGGGGCUGGUACUUUGCCGAUCGCGGCGAGUCUCAUAAACGCUACGGUCCCAUGUGGGCGCUGGUCACCCCUCGCGAUAUCUACAUCAAUGUCGCCGAUCCAAAUGCAAUUCAUGAUAUUUUCCAACGGCGUACGGACUUCAUCCGACCCAGUCAAAUGUACAAGGUACUGGAGGUGUACGGACCAUGCAUCUCGACAGCAAGCUGGAAUGAUUGGCCGCGGCACCGAAAGGUCCUAGCCACGCCGUUCAACGAAAACGCCAUGUCCUUUGUAUGGGACGAGAGUGUGGAACAGGCACGCCAGAUGCUGCAGGUUUGGGACUCUUCUGCGGAUGGUCACAUUCCUAGUGUUGCAAAGGAUCCGCGGACCCUCUCGUUGAACGUCCUUGCCGCCACGGGAUUCCGCAAGUCGUUCCCUUUCCAGAGUGCCAAAGAUCACAAAGUGAAGUCCGAAUCCCCUGCCACUUCGGAAGAUGAAUCAGAGGGAUAUCGCGACGCGCUUCAGACCGUGCUGGAUAACUGUAUCCUCCUGAUGGUGAUGCCUCGCAAACUACUCACUCUGCCUUUUGCUCCCGAGUCAUGGCAUCAUCUUGGCAAAGCAGCCACCGAUUUCAAGAACUAUAUGGUCCAAAUGCUGAACGAAGAAACCAAAGCAUUGAACACCGGAAGUUCGGGGAGCGGAGGCCUGAUGACUUCAUUUGUUCGCGCCAUGGACCUGAAGCAGAAGGUGGAUGAGGAGGGGAAAACAAAGACAAGUGGCUCACCACCCAAAGGGCUGACGGUGGAUGAGAUUUUCGGGAACAUAUUCGUUAUCAACUUUGCAGGGCAUGAUACAACCGCCAAUACCUUGAGCUUUGGCUUGCUUCUACUUGCCGCGUAUCCAGAAGUUCAAGACUGGGUGGCUGAGGAGCUAGACGGGCUUGAUGAAGACAAUAUCAAGGAACACUACGGUGAAUUGUUUCCACGGCUGCUUCGUUGUCGCGCUGUCUUGCUUGAAACCCUCCGCCUCUUCCCACCAAUUGUAUCCCUCCCGAAAUGGACCAACGACGAGCCCCAAUCACUCAGAUUGGGCGACAGAGACAUCAUGAUCCCUCCUCACGUUGGAGUCCACCCCAGUCUUCUUGACAUGCACAUCCAUCCCCAAUAUUGGGAGGACCCCUUGACAUGGAAACCGUCCCGCUGGAUAACCAAAUCUGCCUCUGGCGAUGCCUCGGAGGCAAUCAUCACCCCAUCCCGCUCUACUUAUUUCCCAUGGUCGGACGGACCUCAAAACUGCCCCGGGAACAAGUUUUCCCAAGUUGAAUUUGUGGCUGUCAUGGCGGCUCUCCUCCGGAGUCAUCGGGUGCACCCAGUUGCCAACCCUGGCGAAAGCCCCAAGGAGACACGCGCGAGGGUCUUGGCGACCACGCAAGACGUGGAUUUGCAAUUGCUCCUGCGCAUGACGAACGCUGAUCAGGUGCGUUUGGCGUGUUCUCGGGUGGCCAAAACUUCACCUAUCUAGGUAAAAGUUGUGGGGGUGGUGUAAUUGAAGAUAAAUGUUAUACUGUAUCGCUGCGGUGUGGUUUUGUUGCAGGUAUUUUCGGGCCCUAAUGUAUCAUAUAUCAAGGUAAUGUUGUAUGGGGUAUGUUAUUACAUUAUUAUAUAUGGGGGAAAUUUUGACUGAUACAAUUGAGCACUUGAGGAGCUUGAAGUUCAAUGUCUUCUCCAAAUGAAUACCACCAAGACAGACUGGUGUGUCCUACAAGAAUGUUUUCAAGGACUGUGAUUAUAUAUUUUUCUCAAAGUAGAUCCUAAUAUUUGCUCACCGGGA